AUGAAGCAAAAGGAGGUUGCUUUUCACGACAUGCUCUGUGGUGCUAAGAAAGUGCACCGAAAGCAAAACCCGGCUUUAUUCAUGGACUGCACUGGAUUAACUUGCAUAUACAAUUAAUUCUAAACGAAUUUAACUCGAAACGCAUCUACUUAAUACGUAGGACGACUUGCUUUUGAGGACAGUUAGCCAGCUAGCUGGCGAGCGCUCGGUGAAGGCUAGCUGGCUAUCCCGUGUGGAUUUGACGUUUGAUGGUGGAUGUUUAUCAAACAACCGAAGGAGAUUGCCACUCUUGGUGUCGACGAUGGGGGAUUUACCUGAAAUAGACCAGAGUCCGAAGUUUUGCAUUACAUCAGAGAGCGUGCUUCUCUGAGCUGCUCUUAUCCCAGUGAGGGAGCUUCCAUCAAGGUGCUCCUCGCUCGGCCUGCCUCAAAAUGGAUGCACUGCUGAAUCCUGAACUCAGGGAAAAGACACUUGAUGGUUCGAUCAAGGUUGAAAGCACCUCACAGCAGGUCAUAUUUAAAGGCCUUGCUCCUAGAGUUGUUUUAAGAAACCAUCUUCAGCCUGAAGGAACAAAGACUAAAGUAAACCUGGAGGAACAGGGUCGACAGAAGGUUUCUUUCAGCUUCACCCAGACUAAGAAGCCACGUCAGAAAGUGUUCCUUGUCCCACCAAGUCCAGAGAAAGCUGCAACUGAAAUUUCUCCUGUACUGCAAGCUACAAUUUUACCCUCCGCGGACCUGACAGGACAGAGCGCUGAAAGCAACAAUGAGCAAACUGAUCCCUCUGUCGAGGCUGAAUCCCAGGCAACACAGUCCCCAGUACCCCUCACUUCCAAAUUGAAACAUGACAAGAUGCAUUUUAAGAAACAGAUUCUGAGCGUGUCUGUUGUUGAAGAACGUCCUGUCGUCAGUGCUGUUUUAAAUGACACCACCUCAGAGAAUGAAGUUUUAAUUAGAUCUUCAGCAAGGAUUGAAGGUGAAACCUCUGUGGCUGCGUUCCAAGCCAACUCCGUCACUGACUGUUCUGAAAAAGUUAACAGAGAGGAAAGCACUCAGGAGGAAUUAGACACUCGCCUUAAGGGACCAACCGAUUCCUCCUGUAUUGGGAAAGAGUGUAAGGAUAGCAAUUCUGAGCCUGAACACAGCAAAAAUGUCCAUCAGCCAGACAAUAUUCUGCCAAGUUCUGACUUUGAUGGUGGGUCUGUUCGGACAUCAUCUAGCCAAAAGUCUAGUGACUCCAAGAGCGUGGCAAAGUGUGAUAGUCAGAGUGCUGCUGUUAAGAAGUCCUCAACCUCCAAAAGUGAAGUCUCUGACAAAUCCAGAUCUGAUAAGAGAGAGGAGAAGGAUGAAAAAGGGUCUAGUCGAUGCAAAUCGGAAAGAGAUUCCAGACACAUGUCCUCACGAUCUUCUCGCUCUGACCGAAGGAGGACCAAGAGUCGGUCACGAUCUAGAUCUCGGAGUUCUCGAACAAGUACUUCCUAUUCCAGAUCCGAGAGAUUAAGAAAUGAAAGACAGUCAAGGUCAGAUAGGUCACAUUACCAUGAUUCUGAAAGGAGAUCCCACAGAAGUUCUCGAGAACGAAGGAGGUCUCGCUCCAGAGGCGAUGGCAGAUCUCGGGAUAGCUCUGACUCUGAAGAUGAUCUCAGGAAGCCAAGGACUCGAGGCAGCGAUUCAAGUCGAUCCUCCACAUACUCUAGCUCACAAAGAGAUUCGAAGACAUCCUCUCAUUCAAAAUCCUACAGAGACUCAAAAUCUGACUCAAAAUCUUCUCAUUCAUCAGAAUUGGACAAAAGGACACAAUAUUCAAGGACAGACAGAUCUGGGAGAACUGGUGGCUCUGAACCUAGUAAAAGGAGUUCUCCUGAGACUGAAUCCAGUCAUAAAAAGUCCAGUUCUCAUUCAAAAUCGGAGGUACACGGUAAAACAUUCAAUUCGACUAACAUGUCAAGGUCUGAGAAAAAGGUCCAAAAAACCAGUGGGAGUUCUGACUCUGACGAUGAGCACAAAAUGAAAAGUCGAUUCCAUGGCUCAGAUCACUCUACUAGGUCAUCUUUUAAAAAAACAAAUAAUUCAGAAUCAAAGUCGAGUAGUAUUGGAACGGAUGGACCGUUAGUAGCAAAAGUAAAUGUUAACGCUGAACUUCCACACUUGGGUUCUGACAAAAUCAAGUCUCAGGGAGAACUCAACAAUGUGGAUGUUUGUUCCCAACAUGAAGAAAGCAGGCAGUCUAAAUUAACAAACAGUUCUCCCCAACAAAAGCAGCAUAUUAUCCUAAAGGACAGUGUAAAAAGUCAGGCUGAAUUUCAAGGUGUAAACAAAGAUUCCGAUGGUACGGAAAAGUGUCCAUCUGUCAGUGAAGUAAAUAGUAGUAAGUGUCUCGUUACUCUGGAGGACGUUUCUUUAGCGGAUGAUCAACUUGGAAAGCCGACAGACAUUCUUAUUCAAAAAGAAGUCCAGAUCUUGAAAGAGGCACAGACUAAAGUGGCAGAUGUAGGUACCUUUAUCAAAAUGAAUGAUUCUUCUAGCUUGAAUGAGCCGCCUUAUCCAGGCUACACCCCCAGGCAGGAUUCGUUAGGUUCAUUGGCAGACACUCUUUCUGUGAAAGAAUUACCACCUGGAGAAUGCUUGAAACCUAACACUAAAUUUGUUUCCCAGUUGCUUCUCAGUAAUGAAGUCAUCAAGCCUGAACCGACUAUGUCUGCCCGUGUUAAAAAAUCACGGUGGGAUAUAGUUGGUCAAGACACUUCAGAAACUCAGACUCCCCAAAAGAUGGUAAACAGUGAGAUUUCCUCUGUGAAAAAGGUCAUUUCAGUUAAGAAAAUAGAAUUUAACAAUGAUGCUAGCCAUGAAGAAAAAUGCUCAAAGAAAGAGGGACCUAUGAUGGAGUCACUGAAAUCUGAGCUGGACGAGCAGACCGACAAAGCAACAACAGGUUCUGAGAAAGAAAUCAAACGUGAUCCUGGUCAACCAUUUGCUGCUGAUACACAACAAACCAGUGAAGUUAGUGAUCAAAUAGCUAGCAAGUCUCCGGCAAAUCAAGUUUCUCUGAAACAUAAUUGUAACCCAGAUGUUGUUAUUCAUAUUGAUCAGAAAUCCGCCAAUUCUGACAAAGCGCACAAUGACGACUCGUACGAGCCUUUCACACAAGAGUCGUUCAACUGUGAUGGUAAAAGUCACAGUGAGGAAAGCGAAACUGACGAAUCUGACUCUGAUUCAGAUGACGGACAGGUCUCUUUGAAGCGGCUGCACUCUGUGGUGGUUGUGCCAAAGAAUUCUACUAUUACCCUUGAGACAACUGACCACCCAACACCACCCGCUAGCCCCUCAGCUCUCUCCGGACGGCUAAAGUAUCAGGCAGAUGAGUUGAAUAUGAGCAUUAACAGUGAAAUUCCUAAUAGUCUCAACACUCCAGUAAAACCAGUAGAAUGUUCAGGUGAAGGAAUCAAGCAUGACUUGUCAGUUAAUGAGAGUAAAUGCAUGCCUUCUGUGCAAACGCCCUACCAGUCCCAGAGCAACUUGGUUGACAGCACUAGCCAAUCUGAGGCAACCACUACACUGGCUCACACAGACCGGACCUGCACUGUCAAAGAAAGACCAAAGAUUUGUGUCCCAACUGAUCAAGUACCUUCCUAUAGAGAAGCUGAGUCAGGUUGUCACCAGUCUCUUGACAAUCCAGACAGCUGGCAUGGAAUAAAGGGAGGAAGAGAACAAUUUGGAGACUUUAGUUGCACAGAUAAUCUCAGGCCUCAGAAUGGUUUGAACCUGGCUUGUGACAUCAACCAAACCGAGCAGCCCAGCAGCACAUUUCAGCAGCCAGACAGCAGUCACACUACUCAACAGCCCUCCCAGUUAGGAAGUGCAUUUGCCAGGCAAGAUAGUGGUUACUGGACCCAGGCAAAUGUCUCUGAGAAAAACAUGCCAGUCAAUACACUCGUGCCUUCUCCUUGCCAUGAGUCAAUGUGCCAGAUUCACCCUGACUCUUUAACUAAUGACCAUGAGGAAGAUUAUGAAGGAAAAGCAUUUGCACUUGGUAGUGGGGUUGUUCUACCAUCUAGAAAUCCUCCAGCAUCAUCUACAUUUGUCCAAGCCAACGAGAUAAGCAGCAAUUGCAGCUUUGUAACAGCCACUGCUGAGAGUCAGAUAAUCUCUGAGCCUCCAAGGGAAGGCAGCCUGAGGCCUCAUAGAGGCCGGGGCCCACCCAAGAAAAGACGGCCAGAACUGGAGUCAGAAUCAGACAAUGAGGCAGAGGCAGGUCUUGCCUCUAAGCGAGAAUGCUUAGAGGAGCGCGAGAACUGCAAGGACACGAAAGAGACCAAGGUGUCCUCACAACAAGAAGAAACUCAGCGGCCACUGCUUAGUCUGAAAGAAUUUUUCGAUCCUGCUGUCUGGAAGGAUAAAGCUAAGCAAAAAAAGAUGCCUCCGUAUUUUGAUCUUAUUGAGGAAAACCUCUACCUGACAGAACGCAAGAAGAACAAGUCUCAUCGAGAUAUUAAGCGAAUGCAGUGCGAGUGUGGUGUCCUUUCAAGAGAGGAGCGGGCACGGGGAGUUAUGGCUUGUGGAGAAGAUUGUUUGAAUCGCCUGCUGAUGAUUGAAUGCUCAUCACGGUGCUUAAAUGGCGUACAUUGCUCAAAUCGGCGAUUUCAGAUGAAGCAGCAUGCAGAUUUUGAAGUAAUUCUCACUGAAAGCAAAGGCUGGGGUUUGCGAGCUGCCAAAGACUUGCAGCCGAACACAUUUGUGUUGGAGUAUUGCGGCGAGGUUCUGGAUCACAGAGAGUUCAAAUCACGGGUAAAAGAGUAUGCUCGCAGCAAGAACGUCCACUACUACUUCAUGGCUUUGAAGAAUAACGAGAUCAUUGAUGCCACACUGAAAGGCAACUGCUCAAGGUUUAUGAACCACAGCUGUGAGCCCAACUGCGAAACUCAGAAGUGGACUGUGAAUGGUCAGCUCAGAGUUGGCUUCUUCACCACUAAAGCUGUGAAGGCUGGGACAGAGCUCACAUUUGAUUACCAGUUCCAAAGAUAUGGGAAAGAGGCACAGAAGUGCUACUGUGGAGCACCGAGCUGUCGCGGCUUCCUGGGUGGAGAGAAUCGUGUCAGUGUGCGAGCAGCAGUUGGAAAGAAGCAAAGGGAGCGAUCUCGGAAGAAAGAAGCUGUCAGUGCUCUGACUACAGUGGAUGAGGAGCUGGAGGCUCUGCUAGAGAACGGGGAAGGUCUAAGUGAUGAGAAGCAAGUGGUUUCCCUCUGCAGGCUCAUGGUGCGUGUGGAAACGAUGGAGCAGAGACUCACUUGUGUUAAACUCAUCCAGAAUACUACAAAUGCUUCAUGCCUCAAGCAGUUCUUGGAUCAUCAUGGUCUCUCGUUAUUGUGGAUAUUCAUGGUGGAUCUCUCAGAAGCCAAAAGCAACUCUGUUAAUAAUCUCAAACUGCAGAUGGAGAUAAUGAAGGCAUUGGUAGUGCUGCCCAUUUCUACUAAGAACAUGCUGGAAGAGAGCCGUGUGCUGCAAUACAUCCAGCGCUGGGCCCAAAGCCAUCCACUUGGCCAGCCUACAGAGCAGGACGGUUACUCCAGUGAGAGCACCUCCCGAGCCCACACACCUCUUAACACCCCCGACGGCCCCCCUGUUAAACUGGUACCAGAGCUUGAUGGGGAGACACCGAAACGUGCUGUCUAUCGCAGACUGAAGAUAAUCAGUGAGAACAGCCUGGAUAGUGCUCUCUCAGAUGGCAGUAAGGUCUCUGAUGGUAAAGAAGAAGAAGAGGAGGAGGAGGUGGAGGAAGAGCCCUCUCCAGAGGUCGCAGCGGACACGGCAGAAAAAGGAGAAAACGGCAAGGAAACGGCUGUGACCCCAGAGCUGCUAGAGAAACAGGAAGGUUCAGAUGCUGUGGAGAGUAGUCAGGCAAAACUAGAGAUAAAGGAAGAGGAUGUUGAGAAGGACAAAACAGAAGUGCAGGAAAUUGAGGAGAAAUCAAUCAGCAAGACAGAUGAGAACCUGCCUGCUCUCAUGGAGGAGAAUUGUGAAUCCGAGCCUGCAGAAAGUCAAAUGCAGGCACCUGUCAUAGAUCAACCUCAUGAUGCCCCCAGUGUCAAGGCUGAAGUAGAUGCUAGCCCCUCUUUGCACCCCCCGGAUGAGAGCACUCCCAGCUCUGAGUCUUCCUCAGAGAAUGAGAGUGCUGAGACUUCAGUCACAAACAUCAUAACUCCUUCCACCAUCAGCAGUACACCUACAGAAUCCCUUGAUGUCAAUACGCCUUUAGAUAGUAUGGAAACCACACCUUCUGAGUCUACAGUUAACCCAGAAGCCUCACCUCUCAACUUGGACAACAUUCCACCGAGUUCUGGUACCAGCUCUGCAGAGAAAACGACAGCAGAAGUUACUGUGGAGAGAAGUCCUUCAGUUUCCGCUGUUGUCACAGCAGAGGUGCUGCCGCUGGGAAUAGUGGCGACAGAAGGCACAGCAGUGGGCACACCUUCCCAGGAUGAGGAGGAGGCUGUGUCUGACGUGGAAAGUGAGAGAAGCCAAGAGCCUCAGAUUGGAGCUGCUGACAUCAGUGAGAUGGCUGCCCGCCUACUCGACAGCUGGAAAGACCUAAAGGAGGUGUACAGGAUCCCAAAGAAGAGUCAGGUAGAGAGAGAAUCAAGUGACCGUAGUCUAGACAGGGAGGCAAUGCUGACUUCCCGCACCCCAUCCAGCAGCCGUGAGAGGGAGAGGGAGAGGGACAGAGAGAGGGAGAGAGAGCGGGACUGGGACCGAGACUGGGACAGAGACAAAGACUCUGACAGGUCAUUGCUCCGUAGCGCUGAAAGGCGGCGUAGACGAGGCUCCACCUCUCCACCGUACCCAUCUCCAUAUGAAAGGAGCAGCCGCAGAAAUGAAGACCGCUAUGAUUCAGGUAGCAGUAGUAAGAAAUCUCGAACCAAGGAGGCUCGUACCAAGCUUUCCACAGAGGAGCGACGGAAGCUCUUCGAACAGGAAGUGGCUCAGCGAGAAGCCCAGAAACAGCAGCAGCAGCAACAACAACAACAGCAGCAGCAGCAGCAGCAGCUACAGAGACAAUUAGCAUUCAAUCCUCUUGUUUAUCCCUCGAGCCCCAGUUUCAUGACUUAUCCACCUGGUUACCCUAUUCAGACAUAUGUGGACCCAACUAAUCCCAAUGCGGGCAAGGUGCUAUUACCUACACCGCCUAUGGAGCCUAUGUGUGUGACGACAGCCGGCACGGUUUCCUUUGAUCAGACUACUCAGCCGCUUAUUACCGACCUGACUUUAGCAGCUCAGUCCCCCAACGCCACUCAGGCCAGCUCAGCUACAAGUCUGACACAUGUGCCUGCUACACUGGAGCUGGCAUCUUCUGCCCAGCCACAGCAGUUUGUCCAGCCAGGCACGCCAGCUCAGGACCCUGGCGUCACUGUCCUGUCGGUUCCUGCUCAGACAGCCGAUGCCCAAGUGCAGGGCCAGCAGGGCUAUGCAACACUUUGGGAUCCCAAUACACAACAGACAGUGACAGUGCAGCCUGCUCAGCAGUACUCGAACACAGCCCAGCCACAGACGGCGAUCUACUACCCAGGCCAGCCAUGCCAGACAAUUUACAGCAUUCCUGCAGGUUAUCCACAGACCAACACUCCUGUCAUUCAGACAUACACUGAGCCAGCCACCGGCUACCUGCAUGGGCAGCAGGUCUACGCUGGUCACCAGCAGGGAGUGGUAGUCCAGCAAGGUGGCACAGUUACCACUAUAGUCACAUCUCAAACUGUACAGCAGGAAAUGAUUGUACCCAACAUCAUGGACCUGCCUCCUCCUUCACCUCCCAAACCUAAAACCAUUGUCCUGCCUCCCAGCUGGAAGGUGGCACGGGAUCCUGAGGGGAAGAUCUACUACUACCAUAUAGUCACCAGGCAAACCCAGUGGGAUCCUCCAAGCUGGGACGGCGUUGGGGAAGAGGCCACUGUGGAGCAUGAGGCUGAGAUGGACUUGGGGACACCAACAUAUGAUGAAAACCCUUCAAAGUUCUCCACCAAGACAGCUGAGGCAGACACCUCCAGCGAGCUUGCAAAGAAAAGCAAAGAGGUCUUCCGCAAAGAGAUGUCUCAAUUUAUUGUACAAUGCCUUAAUCCAUACCGAAAGCCUGACUGCAAACUGGGCCGCAUUAGCAACACUGAAGAUUUCAAACAUCUUGCCAGGAAGUUGACUCAUGGAGUGAUGAACAAGGAGCUCAAAUCCUGCAAAAACCCAGAGGACCUGGAGUGCAACGAGAACGUUAAACAUAAGACCAAGGAAUACAUUAAGAAAUACAUGCAGAAGUUUGGGACUGUUUACCGGCCGAAAGAGGACACCGAGGUGGAGUAGCUUCCUUCCUCUCAGUGCCGCAGGUAUUGAGCAGCAAAUCACCCAGCGAAUCUCUGGGGCCUCUUAGUCUAUCUGUUUUUAUACUGACUCUCUGACCAUGUCGUUACUGCUGCUCUGGAAGUCCUGCCGCUGCACGGAGACAAGAUAAUCAUGUGAAAAUUCUCGCAGCCAGCAAGCAGAGAAACGUGCAGAAAAUGCACAAAUAGGGUGCUACACAGACUUUCCCCUUCUCCCUAACCCAAGAAAUCACGUAUGCUUUUAGCCUUUUCUGCAAUGACCUCUCUGCACUACGUUUUUUUUUUUUUUUUUUUGCUUCAUGUUCGCUCACAGGACCCUCAGCAGUUCAUUCCUCAGAUGGCUGAUGAGAACAUGGAAACUGGGAGUUCGUUCCAUUUCCUUCGUUAUCUGCUUGCAUGUGUUGCCAGUUGCCCUAGUUCGUAUUUGAAUUGUCUCGGUCAGUGGUGGCUUCUGUUAGCAGUCCUAAUCGAAGGAGACAGGCGUUUCCUUACCAGCUGUUAAUCAAGACUACCAGACGACGGGGAAGCCGAGCCUGUCAGGGUGCGACGGACUGCUGGAGUUUGUGAUUUUUGGUCGUUUUUGGGGAUCAAGUGUGGUCUUGGGCUAUCAGAUUUUGCACUCGUCUUCACUCUGAGCUCAAGCGUGGCUCUACUGCCCAGUUCCUGCAGCACAGCUGAGGAUCCUGGGACAUUCCGUUUAGCUGCAUUUUUAAUAACUUUUAAAGAAUUGAAGUGUGAAGGACGUUCGUUAAUCAUUCACUCUAAGCCACUCUUGGCCAAUUUUACUCUUUUCAGAGCAGAGGCAUGUAGCAUUUGUUGUUUUAUCAACUUGUUUCUUGCUGUUUUACAUUAACUCUCUUGCUCUUUUACUAAGCUUCAGACAGGUAAACGUGAAGCCUUCCAGGCGUGUCGUAACUUUUCUCUCUCACGUUCAAGAUCAUCAGGGUUCUUGUACGAUAACAGCAUCAUGAACGGUCCUCUCUGUUUGCAUUAAUUUGCUAAAAGUUGCAUUAAAAUCCCACCCCACUCCGAAAACAUGUAUUAUAUUGCUUUAUAUGUGAAUAUAUUGAGAAAUAGUUUUUUGAAAUCCUUUAAAUAAGCAGAGACGUUGUAAACGGACUGUGGAGAUCGUGGUUUAUUGUGUAAAUAUGUGAAUACCAAACUAACAAAUAAGGUCAGUCCUCAGUCCAGCCAGCAGCUAGCAGCUCUAGUGCUCCCAUAGCAACCAGGAUUCUUUCCCACAGCUCUGUGCUGGGUUUAAAGGGGUGUGUGGGUGGUGUUUUUUUUUUGUUUUGUUUUGUUUUUUUGUUUUGUAUUUUAUUUUUUUUUUUUUGUUGUCAUUUAUUCCCCCCCUCCCAUUUUAUUUCUUUCUUUCUUUACUGAAAGACAUUUUUUAUGUGUAAAAUGGAGUCCCACUCCACUGUAAGUACUGUGCAAGCACAUUGUCAUACUGAGUGUAAAGAACAUUUUAAAAUAAACUGUUUUGUAAAAAUAA
This is a messenger RNA of Hemibagrus wyckioides, 9851 nucleotides long. RefSeq names its product SET domain containing 2, histone lysine methyltransferase (gene setd2). The transcript has 22 exons. Gene Ontology annotation, molecular function: histone H3K36 methyltransferase activity; protein binding. The record is from RefSeq and is a predicted model, not a curated record. The coding region runs from base 432 to 8339 and encodes 2635 amino acids. Lineage: Eukaryota; Metazoa; Chordata; Actinopteri; Siluriformes; Bagridae. Gene Ontology annotation, cellular component: nucleus; chromosome. Gene Ontology annotation, biological process: regulation of DNA-templated transcription.